Messenger RNA from Ornithodoros turicata, 1203 nucleotides. RefSeq names its product lys-63-specific deubiquitinase BRCC36-like. Lineage: Eukaryota; Metazoa; Arthropoda; Arachnida; Ixodida; Argasidae. Gene Ontology annotation, biological process: double-strand break repair; protein K63-linked deubiquitination. Gene Ontology annotation, molecular function: polyubiquitin modification-dependent protein binding; metallopeptidase activity; cysteine-type deubiquitinase activity. Bases 146 to 970 code for a protein of 274 amino acids. The transcript is spliced from 7 exons. The record is from RefSeq and is a predicted model, not a curated record. Gene Ontology annotation, cellular component: BRISC complex; BRCA1-A complex.
UUGGCCAAUGGCUGGACUUCUGAAGCCAGAACAGUCCAAUACAGCACCAGAACAUAACGUAUAACGUUUUCUAGCAGAAUUUGUAGUGUUUUGAGGCGUGUUUCACGUGCCGUUCGUUGCACUUUAUGGAAUAGAUGUUAACAGAAUGGGCACGAAACGAGUUAACCUUUCGAUGGACGUCUACAUGGUUUGUCUGAGCCACGCUUUGUCGACGGAAAAGGAAGAAGUUAUGGGCUUGCUCAUAGGAGAGAUUGACGAGACGAAAGUUGCGCAUAUAUCAGCUGUUAUCGUAUUACGAAGAUCAGACAAGCGAAAAGACCGCGUCGAGAUAUCCCCUGAACAGCUGUCAGAUGCAUCGACACAAGCAGAAGUGCUCGCCCAUGUCCACGGCAGACCCAUUCGUGUCCUGGGGUGGUACCACUCUCAUCCCCAUAUAACAGUAUGGCCAUCACACGUUGACGUCCAAACCCAGUCCAUCUACCAAAUGAUGGAUGAAGGAUUUGUGGGCUUGAUAUUUUCGGUGUUCAAUCAAGACAGCACGACAAAGGUGAAUCAGUUCCAGGUAACAUGCUUUCAGUCUGUGAACCAAGCUGUAGAUGGCAGCAUGCCUAGGUAUGUUAGAGUCGAGAUACCACUCUACUUGGUACCUGCUACCCAUAUUUCCAGUGCAUGCUUGUCAGCACUGGUACAGCUGCCUGCAAUACUGUGUCAGGAAGAACAAGACAUAUACAACAUGACUAAGCAAGUGCCAGGACUGGAUUUUUUGACCAAAACGCACAAUAGUGCAGUGUUCGUGAAAGCACUGUGCAACAUUGCAGAAGCUGUCAGUGGGCCACUGCUGCAGAGUUUGGAGAACCGACUCCAAUAUAACCAGCAGCUACUUAACCAGCUAGAAGUGGAAAAAGCUGAACUACAAAAGAGCAUCGCCGAAAGAAGAACACAGCAUGUUGUAGAGUUGAACAAGUGCUGAUAUCGAUUUUGCCGUGUAUGCUUAACUUAUUGUCAGUAUUUUCUACAUUCAUCCCCAGUGAAACUGUUGUAGUAUUUCUUUGCUUCCGUGUAAUACUGAAUGGUUUCAAGAAUGAAUUUCACACAACCACAUAUCUGGAAACCACCAUUGUUCAUUUCAGUUGAGUUCAUUCAGUUGAGGAUGUGAAACAAUCUAUGGUUUCAAAAUAAAGGCAGAGGUGUACAGAAGGUGGA